Meriones unguiculatus (Mongolian gerbil) is the source of this 1752-nucleotide messenger RNA. It is a transcript of the gene Adh4, whose product is annotated as alcohol dehydrogenase 4 (class II), pi polypeptide. The transcript is spliced from 9 exons. The coding region runs from base 122 to 1255 and encodes 377 amino acids. The record is from RefSeq and is a predicted model, not a curated record. Gene Ontology annotation, molecular function: S-(hydroxymethyl)glutathione dehydrogenase [NAD(P)+] activity; zinc ion binding. Gene Ontology annotation, biological process: formaldehyde catabolic process. Gene Ontology annotation, cellular component: cytosol. NCBI's taxonomy places the organism in Eukaryota, Metazoa, Chordata, Mammalia, Rodentia, Muridae.
GAACCAGCCAGCAGGAGUGCUAUUUAUUCAGAGUUCCCAGCACAGGACAGAGCAGUCUGGGUAGAGGUGAAAGGCCAGAGCCAGGAAGACACAAGCUUCCCCAGAAAGCUUCCCAAGGAAAAUGGGCACCAGGGGCCAAGUUAUUACCUGCAAGGCAGCUGUGGCCCGGGAAACCGGCAGUCCCCUUUGCAUUGAGGAAGUUCAAGUGUCUCCUCCUAGGGCUCAUGAAGUCCGAAUUCAGGUAAUCGCCACGUGUGUGUGCCCUACUGACGUCAAUGCUACCAAUCCUAAGAAGAAAGCUCUCUUCCCAGUAGUCCUUGGCCAUGAAUGUGCAGGAAUUGUAGAAAGUGUUGGGCCAGGAGUGACCAACUUCAAACCAGGUGACAAAGUAAUCCCAUUCUUUGCACCACAGUGUCAAAAAUGCAAGUUCUGUCUGAGUCCUCUCACAAACCUCUGUGGGAAACUUCGAAACUUUAAAUACCCCACCAUUGAUCAAGAGCUCAUGGAAGACAAAACCAGUAGGUUUACCUGUAAAGGAAAACCAAUUUACCAUUUCAUGGGAGUCAGCUCAUUCUCUCAGUACACUGUGGUUUCAGAAGACAAUCUUGCCAGAGUCGAUGAUGAGGCAAACUUGGAAAGAGUUUGUCUGAUUGGAUGUGGGUUCUCAUCAGGCUACGGGGCUGCCAUCAACACUGCCAAGGUCACCCCUGGUUCCACUUGUGCUGUCUUUGGUCUCGGGUGUGUAGGUCUUUCUGCUAUAAUUGGAUGUAAGGCAGCAGGCGCUUCCAGAAUCAUAGCUAUUGACAUCAACAGUGAGAAGUUUUCAAAAGCCAAGGCCCUGGGAGCCACUGACUGCCUUAAUCCCAGAGACCUAGAUAAACCGGUGCAGGAUGCCAUCACUGAACUGACCAGCGGAGGUGUGGAUUUCUCCCUUGACUGUGCAGGAACAGCUGAGACCUUGAAAGCAGCUGUGGACUGCACAGUAAUAGGCUGGGGAUCGUGCACUGUAGUUGGAGCAAAGUCUGAUGAAAUGAAUAUAUCCACCGUGGACGUUAUAAUGGGCCGUUCUAUAAAUGGAACAUUCUUUGGUGGUUGGAAAAGUGUAGAUUCUGUCCCAAACCUGGUUACUGACUACAAGAAUAAGAAAUUCGAUCUGGACUCAUUGGUGACCCAUGCCUUACCAUUUGACAAAAUCAAUGAAGCAAUUGACCUGUUGAACCAAGGAAAAAGCAUCAGAACAAUCCUGACCUUUUGAAGAUGCCAAGAGUACUUUGGAAUAUUAUCUGAUUGGAUCUGAGCCUGUCUGGUUAACGUAUUACUUCACAUGAUGAGCCAAAGAAAACUACAAGUUUAUGCACAUGUUUAUACAACAACAUAAAUUAACUAGAAAUAACAUACCUAUAAAUAUAUUCAGAUUUCCUGUAUUAAAUAACUGAUGCUGCGUAUCAUGGCUCAGGGGAACACACCUUGCUUAGCAUGUACAAAGCCUUGAUUUCAAUGCCCAGAAAAGGGAGUGGAUGAAGAAAUGAAUUAGAUACCUGAAGUGUGUAUAAAAUCAUUUGUUUAGAAACUGUUUAAAACUAUUUCUCAGAAGUGGAGGUGGAAAAUGAAAAAAAUAAAUAAGGCUUGUCUAUAUGUUUGUAACUUAAGCUGGGGAAUGAAUACAUGGAAUUUCAUUAUACUGUUCUUUUCACUUUUAUCUGUGUUGACAGUUUUUCACAAUAAAAAGACUUUUGCUGGAAAAAACUGUAA